AUGCCUGCUGAUAGUGGAUAUCCUGCUUACCUUGCUGCACGUUUAGCUUCUUUCUAUGAACAUGCUGGGAAAGUAAAAUGUCUUGGAGGUCCUGAAAGAACAGGUAGUGUAACAAUUGUUGGUGUUGUUUCUCCACCUGGAGGAGAUUUCUCAGAUCCUGUGACAUUUGCAACCCUCAGCAUAGUUCAGGUUUUCUGGGGUUUGGACAAAAAACUUGCACAAAGGAAGCACUUUCCUUCUGUGAAUUGGCUUAUAUCUUACUCAAAGUACUCAAUGGCACUCGAAUCCUUUUUUGAGCAAUUUGAUCCAGAUUUUAUAAACAUUAGGACAAGGGCUCGCGAAGUUCUGCAAAGAGAAGACGAUCUUAAUGAGAUUGUCCAGGUGUGUUCCUUUGCAGUUAAUCAUCUUGUUGUACAAUAA
Molecule: messenger RNA, 420 nt
Organism: Lathyrus sativus (Indian pea)
Lineage: Eukaryota; Viridiplantae; Streptophyta; Magnoliopsida; Fabales; Fabaceae
Source: the annotation of a GenBank genome assembly